AUGCAGAUCUUCGUGAAGACCCUGACCGGCAAGACCAUCACCCUAGAGGUGGAGCCCAGUGACACCAUCGAAAACGUGAAGGCCAAGAUCCAGGAUAAAGAGGGCAUCCCCCCUGACCANCAGAGGCUGAUCUUUGCCGGCAAGCAGCUGGAAGAUGGCCGCACCCUCUCUGAUUACAACAUCCAGAAGGAGUCAACCCUGCACCUGGUUGGCGUUAAGCCCGCACUAUCUACUGUGUGCGACGAACAGGUGGAGGGUGGACGAUACAGAGAAAGCUCCGGGCCAGCUGCGGAGGCUUCCGCAGCCUCAUUGCUGUCAGCGUCGAGUCGAGCCGGGCGGCACUUCCUCUCUCAAUCCCCGCUGCUGGAGAGUCCCGCUAGGCUCGGUGAUCCUGGCUUGCAGUCUGCUGCCGCUACGCCUUGA
Mus caroli (Ryukyu mouse) is the source of this 423-nucleotide messenger RNA. The record is from RefSeq and is a predicted model, not a curated record. Lineage: Eukaryota; Metazoa; Chordata; Mammalia; Rodentia; Muridae.